This is a messenger RNA of Choloepus didactylus (southern two-toed sloth), 1212 nucleotides long. It is a transcript of the gene TATDN1, whose product is annotated as TatD DNase domain containing 1. Gene Ontology annotation, cellular component: cytosol. The record is from RefSeq and is a predicted model, not a curated record. NCBI's taxonomy places the organism in Eukaryota, Metazoa, Chordata, Mammalia, Pilosa, Megalonychidae. The transcript has 13 exons. The coding region runs from base 294 to 1127 and encodes 277 amino acids. Gene Ontology annotation, molecular function: 3'-5'-DNA exonuclease activity.
UUUCCUACACUUCUCUCCAGCAGCACAUAGCUCUCCCCUAGCACUAGGCUGUUUCAUUCCCCAGGCUUUGUUCCUGCAGCCUCCUCUGACAACAGUCUCCCUUCUUCCCACUGAGUAACUCUAACUCAUCUGUUAAGAUUCAGUUCAGGGGUCACUUCUUCCUGGAAGCCUCUUCCACAUCAGUCACCAGACAAGAUAUUGGUAUCAACUUGACAGAUCCUGUGUUCAGAGGAAUUUAUAGAGGGGUUCAAAAGCAUCAAGGUGCUAAACAAAAGCUUCUCUAAAUACAGGGAAUGUUAGAUGCCACUUGCAAGAAGAAAGAUGACUUACAGGAUAUAAUAGAGAGAGCUGUCCAGAUUGGUGUUAAAAAGUUUAUGAUUACAGGUGGAAAUCUACAAGACAGCAAAGAUGCACUGCAUUUGGCACAAACAAAUGCUAUGUUUUUCAGUACAGUUGGAUGUCAUCCUACGAGAUGUGGUGAAUUUGAAAAGAAUAACCCUGAUCUUUACUUAAUGGAGUUGCUAAAUCUUGCAGAAAACAAUAAAGGGAAAGUUGUAGCAAUUGGGGAAUGUGGACUUGAUUUUGACCGACUACAGUUUUGUCCCAAAGACACGCAACUCAAAUAUUUUGAAAAACAGUUUGAACUUUCAGAACAAACAAAAUUACCAAUGUUUCUUCAUUGUCGAAACUCACACGCUGAAUUUUUUGACAUAAUGAAAAGAAAUAGAGAUCGGUGUGUAGGUGGAGUGGUGCACUCAUUUGAUGGUACCAAGGAAGCAGCAGCUGCUUUGAUUGACUUGGAUCUUUACAUAGGAUUUAAUGGUUGCUCACUGAAAACUGAAGCUAAUUUGGAAGUUUUGAAGUCAAUACCUAGUGAAAAGUUAAUGAUUGAGACUGAUGCACCUUGGUGUGGAGUCAAAAGUACACAUGCUGGGUCAAAAUACAUAAAAACUUCAUUUCCUACCAAAAAGAAGUGGGAAAAAGGGCAUUGUUUGAAAGACAGAAAUGAACCCUGUCAUAUAAUUCAGAUACUGGAGAUAAUGUCAGCAGUAAAAGAUGAGGAUCCACUGGAAUUAGCCAAUACACUGUAUAAUAACACCAUUAAAAUGUUUUUUCCUGAUAUGUAAUUGGUAUGUGUCUUCCAUUUUCCAUCAUGUAUGUAAAAUUUCAUGGUAAACUUACCAAGAGUUUCAAUAAAGGAAUUAUCUAGAA